AUGGCUGUAAAUUCUGCCCAAAUCGAUUUAAACUCUGAUGCUGUCUUGUUUGAUCGAGAGAAUGAGGUUAUGGGGUUGAAGUCUCUAGGGUCCAAUGUUAGUGUUGGUGUCUCUCAUUCUGAAACCCUAAGUGGUGACCCUAUUGGUGGUGGUGAGGUUCUAGUUCAUUAUCAGGCUUGUCAUGUUGGAGAUGAUAGAGAUGUCAAUGGAUCACAGGAGCAACUUUCUGGCGUUAACAAAGAUUGUGAUGUGAUGAUUGAUGACGGUGGAAAAAAGGGUUUGGGUGAAGGAUCUGAAUUGGUGGGUAUAGGGAAUGGUUUGGGGGCAGGAGUAGAAGUUGUUGAUGGAGGGUGUGAUGGGAAAGCAGGGGAGUUCUCAUGUGAGUUGGUGGAGAAUGGAGAUAAAGAAAGUGGGAUGGAGUGUUUAGAUGGAGCCCCAUUUGCUUGUGGAGAUGCAGAACCUGAUAAAGGUUUGGUUUUUGAAUUUGAUGACUGUGUUUGGAAUGAGCUGGGGUGUGAGAAUGCUAGGGAAGUUACUGAAAAUGGUUUGCCAAGCACUGAGGUUGCAUCAAAUAAUGUGGCUCAAGGAGUUGAUAAUAAUGUGACUGGGUGUGAUAAGGAGGUUAAGAAUGCUGCUUUGGUGAAUAUGAGUGCAGCUGUGGAAGAUGAUGGUGAGAUGAAUGCUACAGAUAGUUUGGUUGUUAAAGAUAGACAUGAAGAUCUGUGUGCCUCAGAAGUUGCAACCUGCCAAUUACUGGGUGGAAUUCCAUAUAUGGAAGAGACAGAUGUCGAUGACCGAGAAUCUUUGCCUGUGGAAGACUUGUCAAGAAAUCACCUUGAGCUAGAAACUUCAUAUGAAUUGAAACAGCCAACCUUUCAGGUAGAUGCACAAGUAGAUGUGCUGCAUAAUCAAACCAUAGGCAUUGAUAUUUCUGAAGCACAGCUGUUUGAGAAUAUUCAAAAUGAGUGUCAUGGUUUUAAUCUUGUUGUAGAUCUUAAUUCUUACAGAAACUUGCAGGAAAUUGGCAUCUAUCGGGAACCAGUGUUUUCAGGAUUGGAUUUCUGUGUAUCUGAUUUGGUAUGGGGAAAGGUGAUGGGGCAUCCUUGGUGGCCCGGUCAGGUCUUUGAUUCCUCAGCUGCAUCGGAGAAGGCAAAGAGGCAUCUGAAGGAAGACUCUUACCUGAUAGCAUAUUUUGGGGAUCAAACUUUUGCUUGGAACGAUGUGUCAAUGAUAAAGCCAUUUCAUAUGCAUUUUCCACAAAUGGAGAAGCAAAGUAAUUUAGAAAAUUUCCACCAUGCUAUUGACUGUGCUUUAGAUGAGGUCUCGAGACGGGUUGAGUUUGGCUUAUCCUGUCCUUGCAUGCCUGAAGAAGUGUUUUCUCAGCUUAAAACUCAAGUAAUUAGUAAUGCUGGCAUCCGUAAACAAUCAAGCAGAAGAAAUGGAGGGGAUAGAUAUAUCAAUGCAGCAUCUUUUGAACCCAUGAAACUUAUCAGUUUUAUUAAAUCAUUAGCCCAGUCGCCAUUUACUGAAUCUGAUAGACUGGAUUUUGUAAUUGCACGUGCCCAAUUGUUGGCCUUCUAUCGUUCAAAGGGUUAUUCUCAACUGGCUGAAUUUGCAGUGCUUGGUGGCUUGUUUGAGACUGAUAUGGAAAUUCUACAUGAGAGAGAGAAAGAGCAAUGCAAUUAUCAAGUUGAUGAGCAAGAAGUGAAGAUCUGUAAUUGCUAUUCACAGAAGCAUAAUCACAUCUCCUGGGAUAGCAAACAGGACAGUAAAAAACACAAACUUUUGUCAGAUUUGAUGUGUGAGAAGAGCUUCUGUAUUCCCAAUGGUGAAUGUACAACAGAAAGUAAAGGUAGUGAUAAUUCUACUCCACAGCGUCGUGGCAGGAAAAGGAAGACAGCUUACAAUACCUUGGAAUAUUUCCACAAUUCCCGAAAGAGAAAGUGCAUCCAAUUGCAGCAUGUUUCUACAAAUGAGAUGUGGUCUCAACUUUGCUUGGCUGCCAAGGAUCCAGCUGGAGAAAGUCACUCAAAUGACAUGGUAGAUUUUUUUGCUGAAUUUAAAAAAUCCAGUAGCCUUGAUUAUUCUGCUUCCUUGGAUCAAAUAGUGUCUUUGGAACAAAUGCGUGAGGGUGAGACCAGAGAUGCAUUGGGCUUUAUGACACCUGCGAUGCAGCCUUGCAAUGAUUCUUAUUGGACUGAUAGAAUAAUUCAAAGCAUUUCUGAGGAGCAAUCAUUGUCAAAAUACCAGAAUGAGGGAGCAGAUUUUUUGCAUGAGACUCCAGGUGAAGCUAAUUCUCUCUCUUUCAAGUCACAACCAGCUGCUGAAAUGACCACAAAUUUGGGUUUUGAGCAGCAAGAUGCUGAUAGAAAUCUGGGAUUAGAACCUUCUAAGCUUGUGGAACAUUUGGAUGAGAGUUCUAAGGAGGGCAUCUGCCUCACUGCUCUGACAUUGAAAUUUACAAGCUUGGAUUCUGUUCCUUCAACAACAGAUCUCAAUAAGAUUUUUGGCCGCUUUGGGCCCUUGAUUGAAUCGAAGACUGAACUGCUAGAGAGGACUAACCGUGCCAGAGUGGUUUUUCAAAGGCGUUCUGAUGCAGAAAAUGCUUUUAGUAGUGCUGGGAAGUAUAGCAUAUUUGGACCUUCACUUGUUAGUUACCGCCUCAAGAUUUUGCCCCCUAGACAACAAAAAGGCACAGGAAAGCGAGGAAGAAAAAGCAAAAAAGAAAAAAGUUCUGUGAAUGGCACCGCAGUUUGAUGCCUUGGCAUUGACCCUCCAAUCCAUUAGAACUCUAGGAACUGUUGUUUUUAUGUGAAUAUCAAUAUCAAUGUUCUAGUAUUAGUAUUUUGAUGAGCUAAGGCUAGCAUGCUUAUACAUAGAAUUGAGUAGCUGGCUAAUUGAUAUCUAGGAAUCUUUAGAGAGAGAAUCAAUUACAUUUUAUUGUUAGGUGCAUAUAUUUUGGAACUAAUACAGGGAAAUUUCUAACUUCAGCUG
Messenger RNA from Abrus precatorius (Indian licorice), 2994 nucleotides. RefSeq lists its product as uncharacterized. The transcript has a single exon. Gene Ontology annotation, molecular function: nucleic acid binding. The coding region runs from base 1 to 2757 and encodes 918 amino acids. Lineage: Eukaryota; Viridiplantae; Streptophyta; Magnoliopsida; Fabales; Fabaceae. The record is from RefSeq and is a predicted model, not a curated record.